UUUCUUUCUCCGUAAAUAUCAUAAAUAUGAUUUCCCUUUGAACGAUACUACUUUUGUUCACACCCAACAUGCUGGGCCAACUGUUGUUUUUGACAGUACCGGCUUUAUGGACGAUUAUAUGGAUAUAUAAAUAUUCUCAACAGCAUUCGUUAACCUGGAUCACUGGGACUUUUGUAUUUCUAGGUCUUUACAUACCUUUUCUAGUCGUGCUACUAGUUCCUCUUGAUAUCGUAUGGGACGUCAGCAUUUUCAAAUGGCGAGUUUUAUAUUGGACUACAUUCACAGCGACAUGGUUCAUACUUCCAUUUAUCCAAGAAUAUAUCGAGAGUCAAUUCCCAACGGUUGAAACGAGGGUAAAAGACUCUCUGUACAAAAACUUGCGCUAUUAUACGCUUUUGACAUUCCUAUCGUUGGUGGUGAUAGCUUAUUUGCGCUUUACCCUUCGUACCAUGUCUUUUGCAAACUUCAAGGAAUUGAUUAUUUCCCUUACUUAUUUUUGGGGCUUGUUGUUUGUUAUCUUUCUCCUCGGUAAUGGACUCGUUUACGUUCCUCGGAACAUUUGGAGGAAAGCCUUUCUUAAUCAACGAGCUCGUUUGUUAGAAAGAAAAGCAGUGAACAUCUAUUCUAGGUUGCAAGAACGGAUAGACGAAUUUUCGGCUUAUUCGAGCUCCAGCACGCUCAACAUGGAUCAAUCCUACAGCCUAGGCAUUCGAGCUUCUUAUGCCACCGACAGUGACUUUACCUCUUCUGCUGUAUCACAGGCCAUGUCUCACGUUUUGCCUUUACAAACUACAUGGACACAAAUGGUGAAAGAAUAUAACAUGAUAAACACAAUACGAUUCGCAAAAGCAUCCUCCUCCUAUCGACUAUACUUGCCUGACUCGUAUAUUCAAAUGCAUCCUGUUUUUGCUUACGCGCUUUAUGUUUGGGUAAUUCCUGUUUUUCGGAUCUUUUUAGCUUGUUUUCUUGCUUUAUUAAGCUUUGUUAUCGUUGUGUCUGAACUGUUUUUACACUCAAAACACUCUCUUGUCGGCAUUUUUUUAAAUCGUGUUCAAGAUUCUCCUUCCCUUUGUGCUUUCGUAUCAUUUAUUGUUAUCAAUUAUAUGAGAUAUUGCACUUAUAAAUCUUUGAUUAACACCCAAUUUGCAUCUUACCACCAUUAUGCCGUCGUUCCUUUCCGUGCUACAGGGCCAGCGUCAUUGCUCUGUUUUGCUUCCCAACUGUGCCGACUAACUUUGCCUUUAUGCUAUAAUUUUACGUCCUUACAGUUUUUUCCUACGCAGUUUCACAAAUUUUAUGGAGAAAGUAUAGAUCUAUUACCUCUUGGUAAUUUAAUUAGCAAGCGCUACCCAGUAUUUAUUCUCAUGCCUGUUAUUUUUUCGUUGUUUUCUUUGAAAUAUUGGCUUCGACACAUUAUUUAUUCUUAUGGACUUCAAAAGUCACCUGUGAUUGAUUCACUUGAAACAGAAUCCUCAAAUACGGAAGAUAACUUUCUCGAUGAAACAUCUCCAUCGUAUUUGGCUGAAGGUAGAGCUCUUCUUUUGAGUGCAAAUUAUCCAUCUCUCUAAAAAAUUUUAUGUUCUUUCAUGUUCGGGUUUUAAUUUGGUAUGAUUGCAUGAUAUAAUAUUUUAGUACUCCUCCUUUAUAAGUUACUGACGCGCCGUAACUUUUACUUUAUAUUUAAAACUUAUGAAUUCAUUGAUCUUUAUGUGAAGA
Molecule: messenger RNA, 1716 nt
Organism: Schizosaccharomyces cryophilus OY26
Lineage: Eukaryota; Fungi; Ascomycota; Schizosaccharomycetes; Schizosaccharomycetales; Schizosaccharomycetaceae
Product: LMBR1-like membrane protein
Exons: 2
Coding region: 69-1568 (499 amino acids)
Cellular component (GO): membrane
Source: RefSeq, a predicted model, not a curated record